UGUGCUAAUGUAACCCAAAUACACUUCCUGUGUAUUCAUAAUGAUCACUUUCUCUAUCUUGCAGAUAAUUCGUGAAGCACCAAAUGCAGACUUGGUGAGUGAGAGGUCCUUGGAAAUUACAGUUAUGGUACAUAAUUAUUGAAAAGGAACUCCAUUCCUUGGUCUUGUUGGGAACUUCUGAGGACCGUCGUUCAUUUUAUUUUGCUAUUCUUCCAAAUGGAGGAAAUGUCCUUCGGAUCCUAAGUAGGAUUGAGUAUUGUACAUAGAACAUCCUGUGGAAAUGGAAGCUGAAGGAUCAUCAUCAUUGCUGCUACUCAAAGAAGAGAAGGAGGAUCUGGAGGAGGGUCCAAAUGAAAACACAGGGGAAGGCUCUUCGUUUGCAGACCCCUUCUUGGAAGUCAAGGCAGAACCAGAAUUUUUUGACUAUGGUGAAUUUGAUGUGAACUGUUCUUCCCAACCUAAUAUUAAGUGUGAAAAUGACAGCUCUCCAAGCUGUGAUGAUGAGAGCGGAAAGGAAAAGAUCUGUAUUGGAGGAGAAAAUGAACAUUUGGGUAGAAGAAGUAAAACGGCAAGGAAGCGAUUAACUUGUACUGAAUGCCAAAGGACAUUUUCAAAAAUUUACGGGCUGAAAUGCCACAUGAGAACUCAUACGGGAGAGAAACCAUAUACUUGCUCUACAUGUCAAAGAAGUUUUUCUCAUAAAUGUUAUUUGAAAAAACACAUGAGAACUCAUAUGGGAGAGAAACCAUAUAUUUCUGGUUCAAGUACUCUCAAACGUCACAUGAGAACUCAUACAGGAGAGAAACCUAUACUUGCUCUGUAUGCCAAAAAGUUUUUUCUAAAUCAAGUGAUCUCAAAAUUCACAUGAGAACUCAUACAGGAGAGAAACCAUAUACUUGCUCUAUAUGUCAAAGAAGUUUUUCUCGUCAAGGUAAUCUCAAAGUACACAUGAGAACUCAUACGGGAGAGAAACCAUAUACUUGCUCUACAUGUCAAAGAAGUUUUUCUCAUAAAUGUUAUUUGAAAAAACACAUGAGAACUCAUACGGGAGAGAAACCAUAUACUUGCUCUACAUGUCAAAGAAGUUUUUCUGUUUCAAAUGCUCUCAAAUAUCACAUGAAAACUCAUAUGGAUGAGAAACCAUAUACUUGUCCUAUAUGUCAAAGAAUUGUUUAUGGUUCAAUUGCUCUCAAAUAUCACGUGAAAACUCAUAGGGGAGAGAAACCAUAUACUUGUCCUAUAUGUCAAAGAAGUUUUUAUGGUUCAAAUCCUUUCAAAUAUCAUAUGCAAACUCAUAUGGGAGAGAAACCAUAAAGUUGUCCUAUGUGUCAAAGAAGUUUUUAUGGUUCAAAUCCUUUCAAAUAUCAUAUGCAAACUCAUAUGGGAGAGAAACCAUAAAGUUGUCCUAUGUGUCAAAGAAGUUUUUAUGGUUCAAAUGCUCUCAAAUGUCACAUGAGAGCUCAUACGGGAGAGAAACCAUAUACUUGCUCUGUAGGUCAAAAAAGUUUUCUAAUUCAAGUACUCUCAAAUGUCACAUGAGAACUCAUAAGGAGAGAAACCAUAUACCAGUUCUACAUGUCAACGGCGUCAAUGACCUUCGAUGUCAGGAUGCCAGAAAACUUCCAAUCAUUCAUUCAUUCUACAUGUCAAAGAAGUUUUUCUCAUCAAUGUGAUUUCACAAAACACAUGAGAACUCAUAUGGGAGAGAAAUCAUAUACUUGCUCUACAUGUCAAAGAAGUUUUUCUGGUUCAAGUACUCUCAAACAUCUCAUGAGAACUCAUACGGGAGAGAAACCAUAUACUUGCUCUGUAUGCCAAAAAGGUUUUUCUAAUUCAAGUACUCUCAAAUGUCACAUGAGAACUCAUAUGGGAGAGAAACUAUAUACUUGCUCUGUAUGUCAAAAAAGUUUUUCUGAUUCAAUUGCUGUCAAUUAUCACACGAAAACUUAUACGGGAGAGAAACCAAUGUAUUCUGUCCUAAUCUCAUCCUGUCCGUCACCCUUACUAACCUUCUUUCCCUUAGUCUUCUUUUCCUCAGCCACUUUCUUAUUCUUGUCUUCAGGUUUAUCCUUACCCUGUGUCUUCCCCUUCUUUCCCUUACCUAUCACAACCGAAUCACCUUCUUCACUCGUACACUCAUCCACUCGCUCUUUCGCUUCCUUUACCACUCCUGGCCCGUCACAAGACCCAGUAGGCCUACCUCCUACAGCUCCCUCUCCCACGAAUCCCUUCAUCAUUUCCUGCAUCAUCUCUUGCACUGCAUUCAUCAUUACCCCAAAUUUUUCGUCCAUUUUCUCAACCAUUCUCUCUUCCGCUCCUUUCACCUCUUCUUUCAUUUCCACUUUCGCACUCCUUAGCAUUCCUCUCAUUUCCUCUAACUCGCUCUUCAGCUCCUCACACUCUACCCUCAACCUCUCAUUCUCCACUUCCAACCUUCCCUUUGCUUCCCUCGCCAACCGUAACUCCUCCUUCAGCCUCUCUGUCUCCUUCAACCCUUCCAUCCUCACUUAUCCACCAAUCACACAACUCACUACCCAAUUGCCCUGUAGCUGCCGCACCAACAGUCCCUGUUCGGGCGCCAAAAAAUAAUGUGGCGGGAUCACAAGCUAAAAUAAGAACAAGUGGCAAAAAAUCCGCCCCCACACAUUAACCUAAACGAUCCACCUGCCAAAAUGCACCCUCAGCCACACUUUCUUCUUUACACAACAAAUACACGCAGGACAAUUGACCUACACCUAUACAAAAACAACACAAAACACACGUACUUACCAACACUCCAGAUACUCCGGGCUAUCCUGUGCUGUCCACUGGUUGAGGUCACAGAAAUACCAACAACACAAAAAAUCACAUAUAACAACAAAACACAACAAAAGACCACUGCACAAACAACACAACAUCACAGGCACAACAACUCUAAGCGAAAAAAAAAAACACUAACUUAACAGCAACUAUACAACAACAAAACAAAACACAAAACUCAACCAAUUUCCAAUGCCUCCAAAUAACUGUCCGACACUACUAACUCUCACCAGCUCUCACCAAAGACUAACUUAAGACUGACCGAAAACUCUCACUCAAAACACAGACCUCUAACAGCAAACAGCCCAGAACCUAUCGACAACCAAUUCAGUCAUUAACCAUCCAUACAGCAAUUACACACACUCUCUCUCUCUCUCUCUCUCUCUCUCUCUCUCUCUCUCUCUCUCUCUCUCUCUCUCUCUCUCUCUCUCUCUCUCUCUCUCUCUCUCUCUCUCUCUCACACAGACGUUGUCAAAUGGAACUUCAUAACUCCUCCAUAGCUCUGUCUGUCAAAAAAGUUAUUAUGAUUCAAGUACCCUCAAAUAUCACAUGAAAACUCAUACAGGAGAGAAACCAUAUACUACUUGCUCUGUAUGUCAGAAAAGUUUUUCUGUCUCAGGUACCCUCAAAAAUCACAUGAGAACUCAUACGGGAGAGAAACCAUAUACUACUUGCUCUGUAUGUCAAAAAAGUUUUUCUGUUUCAAGUAAUCUCACAAAACACACGGAAAUUCAUACAUGAGAGAAAGCAUUCACUUGCCAAACAAUCUCAAAAGACACAAAAAUUUACACUAGAUAGAAACUGUAUAUUGCUUGAUCUCUGUCCAAGUAAUUUUUAUUAAAUGCUUUUAUAUAACUGCUGUAAUUUGAAUAUUGUUAAGAGAGAACUUAAGUAACAUUUGUAAGUGAAAAUUCGUUUGUCGUAAUUGUGGACAAGAAAAUGCUCUUUCUUCAUCGGGGGGGCAUCUUUUACUUUUGAACUCAGAUAAGCGCAGCAAGUUGAAAAUUAUUAUAUUUGCUUUAUGAGAAAAUGGAUUUUUGUUCCUACAUGUUAUACAAACCAUCGGUCCUUUACAUACAGAAUUACUUUCAGCGCCAGCUGGAACUCGGUUGUAAGAUUCUAUAACAAGGUAGUUAGGCAGUAACUGCUUGUCCGAUAAUCAGGAGUCCUGCCCGACUGGACGUAAACAUUCCACCUUUCCUUUCGACUGCCGUCAUGGGCAGACGUUCUCUCUCUGCCCGCUUCUGUCGUGAGAUCUCCAAUUUCUUUCUUGUUUUUUCUUUUGUAUAUAUUUGCGAUUAUUUGUAUAUUUGUGUGUUUGUAUGGAUAAUAUGCAAGCCCAUGAAUCAAAUAAGCCUACUCACCCCUCAUCUACAUGGUGAUUAUGCCCUGGAUUGGGGGCAGGAAAUGUUGAGCUUUCCGCUCCAAUGAAGAUGUUGACCCUCACGCCCUCUGUGCGAGAUGCCAAGAGCGGGAAUGUAACAGAACCGAUACCUGUGACACUUGUAUCUCUUGGUCGGAGGAGCAGUGGGGAGGAGAUACGAGGAUAAGAAGAAGCCCUCCUUCCCCUUUGGGGGACAUGUCUCUCUCUGCCUCUUCACUCGAUCUAUCGAGUGCAGAGGAAGGAGGGAGACACGCCGACCUGGAGUUGUACUCGGGAACUCCUUCCAUUAACCUGACUUGCUUCUUCAGGUUUGUCUGCCUCCGCGGGUGGGGAUCUGCAGCAGGUAUGGCGAACGUUGAAUCUUCCUGGCACUCCUACGAUACGGGGACAUCUUCACCAUCUCGCAGCAGUCCCAGUAACCCGCGUAGCUGAGUCAAGGACAGCGACAAUGCUCUUGACACCUGGUGUGCGGCACCACCACCACCUGUUCUAUGCACAGUAUAUUACUUCUGUAACCCUUUCUGCUGUGGUGCAAGCACCAGUGCCACAUACUUUGCAGGUGGAUUAUUUUCCACCUCCUCCUCCUCCUCCUCCAGGUUAUGCUGUCCUCGCUCCUCCAGACUUCAAGUACCUGAAGAGCUCGCCUCUAGACUUCCCUCCUGUCUCUGUUGGCGUACCUGUCACCCCUGUUCCUGCCCGUGGAAGUGCUGCUGCUUCAUCAGUUCCUCCUUCCCAGGUUGCGCUGGAGCCUGUUGCUUUGGCAGCCGCUGCAGCCCCGUCCUGGGUGGGGGAUCUUUCUGCUGUCCUGAGGAAGUUGGCGAAGAGGAAGUCCAAGAAGAAGAGGAAGGUGUCGUCGUCGUCUUCUGCCGCCUCCUCCAGUUCUUCCGAGGCUCCCCAGCUGAAGAAGAAGAAGGUGAUCUUGCCCCCCCUAGGAAGUCUCACUCAGGGACUUCUAAGGGCCUGUCGCAUCAUCCCGGUGAGACGGGUGGGCCUUCCACCGGUCCUCCCGUUCCCUCGGGAAUGGGAGCUGCCUCUCCUUCCUCAGGGAAGAGAAAGGCGGGGGACCGUAGAGGUACCAGCUGUUGCUGGUACCUCUGCUCCCAGCUCUAGAGGUUCCACCUCUGGACCGGGAACCAUCUCUGGUUCUCGCUAGCGAGUUUCUCCGAGUGUAUGGCCACCUGCCAGUGACCAUGCAGCCAGAGUCCAGGGUGCUGUGCACGCUCACCGCCAGGACUCCAGCGUGGGUGAUCAUUCAUGCAACGAUCAUCCGGUACCCAGGGUUGACGUGACGAGAGCGUAUGUGCCCGGUUCAGUCCUAGGACCCGAGAGGUCAUGUGCUCAAGUGGUUAGAGGAGAUCACGGGGUCUGAUGAGGUUCUUUCUUCUGAAGGAAGAGUGUCUCGGGAGGGGCUCGGCCUGGAUGGACCUGAUGGUCAAUCACCUCAGGACGUAGUCACCCCCGAGAUACAGAGGUCAUUUGCAGAGGUCAUCGCUCUAAUCCGUUGGCACAAUGACCUCGGGGAAGGAUCGUGGUUGCCCCCUCUGACCGUCCAUCAAGGUUAGAGUCAUUCUGGGGUCCAAAAAAGGAACCCAGAGCAUCCGUAGGGCUUCCUUGGUCUUCCUUGGCUGUCUGUGCUGGACCAGAUGAAUGCUCUUGUCUCAGGACAAGAAGCCUCGCUUAGGUCCGGCAGGUCAGACAAGUUGCUCCCCCCUCCUCUGCCUUUGUCGACCAAACGGGUUGACCUGGAGUUAGCCAGCCUAACUCUGGGCUUGUCUCUGCAACACCUGCUGUCGGAGAACCUCUGGUUCACGCACCAAGAGGCAGGGGCCCUGGAUUCUACCGCUAUGGCAGCCUUCCAGGCCAUCUCCUGGCUGGAUCUGUGGUCCCUCACAGUAUCCAGGGUCACAGCUUCUUCAGGACCUGUAGCUCCUGGAGAAGACUCAGCUUUUGGGAGACUUUGUCAGUCUGGAGGUAGGGCUAUCUCCUACCUGGCCCACCAGACUGCUAACCUAUGGGCCAACCUGGUGCUGAGGAGGAGGGACGCUGUCCUGAAUCGGGUAACCAGGGUGGCUGGUCACAAGUUGGCGAUGGGUCUAAGGAAUGGACCUAUGCUGGGUUCCUCCUCUCUCUUCCCUAGAGAGAUGGUGGAUGCUGCGGUGGAGAAACAGAGAGCUGAAGACAGCAACCAUACCAGGCAGUUACGAAGAUGUCUGGGCCGUCUCGUUCAACUGCAGCUAAGCCUCGGAGCUUAGCUAGCUCUUCCUCUGCCCCUAAGACUUCGGUACCGUUGAAGGGCUGCGUGGAAAGACUCAGCCUUCCUCCUUUGCUUCAAGAGGUGAGCGUCAGCCCCCUCCUCUGCAAAAUAAGGGGUAAGCGAAAGGGGGGUGCCUGGUGAGCCAUUGGGCAACAUGGCAGCGCUACGGAGCAGAGACCUGGGUAGUAGAUGUCCUUCGGGAGGGAUAUCUUCUCCAAUUCGAGUUGAGGCCACCCCUCACUUCCUGCCCAGUCCAUCAUCAGACAUAUGUUCCCGUCUCUGCCAAGGACAUAGCACUCAAGGAAGAGGUGCAAACGAUGCUGAGCAAGGGAGCUGUAGAAAUCAUGUGAGAACUGUCACUGGGGUUCUACAGCCGACUUUUCCUGGUGGAGAGAGUACGGAGGGCUGGAAACUUGAUAGAUCUCUCUCUGAACUGAUCGUUCGCCAGACUCAUGAUGGAAAUGACACGUUCCGUGGUCAAUUCUGUCAGGGAGAACGAUUUCAUGCUUUCGGUGGACCUGAAGGAUGCAUAUUUUCAAGUACCCAUCUAUCGGUCCUCCAGGAAGUACCUCCGCUUUAUCCUCGACGGGACGGUGUUCCAAUUCAGGGUCCUUUGUUUCGGACUCUCAACCGCCCCUCAGGUGUUCACGCGAGUGUUCACUCUGGUGUCGGCUUGGGGCCAUUCGGUCAGGAUACGUCUUUUCAGGUAUCUCGAUAAUUGGCUGGUCCUGGCAAUCUGUCGUUCGCAGUUGCUGCUGGACAGAGAUUGCCUUCUUGGCUUUUGUGGCGAUCUAGGGAUCGUGAUAAAUUUCGAGAAGUCGGAUCUCGAGCACAAGCAGAGAAUAAAGUACCGGGGCAUGCUGAUCGAUACGGUAGCAGCAUGAGUUUUCCCCACAGACUUGCUGAUCAGCAGGUUCAGGGAGGCAGCUCGUCGGUUUCUGUCACUACAGGAACAGCCAGUUCAGCUUUGGCAGGUCGUGAUCGGUCAUCUGUUGUCAUUAGAGAAGCUAGUCCCUCAUGGGCGUCUUCACCUAUGGUCUCUGCAAUGGAGACUGAAGGAGUGUUCGUCACAGGCACGGGACCCGUAAUCCUUUCUGGUUCCUCUCACGGAGGAAGUAAGGGAGGAUUUAACCCGGUGGCUGGACAACAGGAACCUCUUAAUAGGAGUGCAGUUGCGCACACCCCCUCCGGAGAUGCUUCUGUUCUCAGAUGCAUCGACUAAGGGUUGGGGCGCACACCUGGAGGAGUUGCUGGUUUCAGGUGUGUGGAAUUGACACGACAAGCACCUUCACAUCAACGUUCUGGAACUCAAGGCAGCGUUUCUCGCACCCCAAGAAUUUCGGGAACGGUUGAUGGGACUCACUGUGGUGUUGAUGAGUGACAACAUCACGGUAGUGGCGUACGUCAACAAACGGGGGAUUAGUGUCCCUCCCGUUGCAUCAGUUGACGAUGCAGGUGCACGAGUGGGCAGUGGCUCACUAGUAGAGCUGUCAGUCAGGUACAUUCCAGGCAAGAGGAAUGUAGUGGCAGACAGGCUCAGCUGCCAGAAUUAGGUGAUUGGGACAGAAUGGUCUCUAUACCCAGACGUGGCAGAUAGGCUGUUUGACUUGUAGGGGCGUCCAGUGGUGGGUCUGUUCGCCACCCGGCACAACAGAAAACUCAAGAUUUUCUUCUCCGUCGUGCCAGACCCAUGGGCAGCUGCAGAGGACGCGUUCCAACACCUGUGGGACAACCUCCAAGUGUACGCUUUUCCCCCAUUCUGUCUGAUCCGCAAGUUGAUCAGCAGGGCGCUGGUCACCAGCAACCUUCGGAUGAUUCUGGUGGCACCCAAAUGGCCUCAGGCUGUUCGGUAUCCGGACCUGCUGGCUCUUCUCUCGGAGGCGCCAUAAGAGAUUCCCCCAUGGCACAACCUGCUGUGUCAACUGCUUGUGGAACGGUACCACCAGGCAGUACAUUCCCUGUGUCUUCACGGCUGGCAGUUAUCCACCAUCUCUUGCAAGCGAGAGGCUUUUCUCGCUGAGCAGCAACAGAGAUGGCAGGAUACCUAAGACAGUCCUCUGCAGCAGUAUAUCAGGGAAAGUGGCCCGUCUUCUGUGGUUGGUGUCGUAGAUGGGGUCUCUCUCUGCUCAGAGCCAUUCUUCAGCAGGUAGCGGAUUUCCUAGUCUUUCUUCGCUGAGAGGAGCUCUUCUUUGUCUCUGCAGUUAAAGGAUAUAGAGCUGCUUUGGCUUAGUCCUUAAGCUGCGAGGGGUGGAUAUUUCCUCUUCCUUGGAAGAGGAAAAUAUGAGGAGCUUUGAGCGGUCUUGUCCACCCAGAGAACUCAAGCCCCCUGGGUGGGACAUGACUCUCGUCUUAAGGAGUUUGACUCGUAGACCCUACAAGCCUCUCCUUGAGUCGUCAGACAGGGAUCUGACGCUCAAGACCAUCUUUCUGCUGGCCCCGGCAUCGGCGAAGAGAGUAGGGGAACUUCAUGGUCUCUCGUUUAAUGUUAGCCACUCAAGAGGAUGGGGAUUAGUUAUGCUCGAUUUCGUCCCGGUUUUUGUAGCGAAGACUCAGAAUCCCUCGGUCCCUGACGUCAGGUUCGAGUCCUUCAUGAUCCCCUCUCUAGAGGACUUUACUGGUAAUGAUAUAGAAGAGAUGCUACUUUGUCCUUUUAGAAUGCUACGGCAUUAUCUGAAGAGAACUUGCCAUCUCAGGUCUGAGUGUCAACGCCUCUUCAUCAGCACCGGGGUAACCAAGAAUGAAGUGCCCAAGAACACUAUUUCUUUCUGGCUUCAUGAGGUGAUCAGGAAAGCGUACGACUCCAAGAGGAAUGCCGACACCAGUACCUUUCGUCCUAGAGCCCACGAAGUUAGAGGUAUUGGUCCAACCCUUGCAUUCCGCAAGAACUUGUCAGUUGCACAGGUGCUGAAGGCAGGGGUGUGGUCCAACCAGACCACCUCCACCUCCUUCUACCUUCGGGAUAUUGCCCACAGGUCCUUGGACACUUUUUCCUUGGGACCUGUGGUGGCUGAUCAACAAGUUGUGUAGCUUACCCAGCUCCUCUAACGGGACAAGGUUGCAUCCAUUCCUUGUGGUAACCAUAUGAAUGGAGAGUGAAUGAGAGUGUGACUUGCUUCUCUUCCUUCUUCUCUCUUCCUGCAGGCAGAGAGUGUCGGUCGUUACAUGCUGGAAAGGGCGAUGAUGCAGGUAAGCUCAUGCUGGAAAGGGCGAUGAUGCAGGUAAGCUAUGUGACUGAGCUCCCUUUCAUUGGAUAGAAGCAGGUAUCCGUCCCUUCCCUAGCAAGGGAGGAAGUGGACAGCAGUAAGAGACAAACCCAAUGCUAUAUAUUUGGCCUCUUACAUACGACUAUAAGUACUUGUUUGCUAUUCAUAAGAGGUACACAUGCCUCCCUCUUAUGAUUAGCAAUUGGUCUUGCAGUGAUCUCACUCUGAUCAUUUGGACAAUGAUCAGAGGCAAGGAUCGCCCCCUUGCUCUUACGACCAGGGAGAGAGCCUUGGUUGGGUGAACACCAGUCUGUUCACAAGACUCAGAUUCCUCCCACCAAUCAGUGAGUCUUCCUUAUGUAAAGGACCGAUGGUUUGUAUAACGUGUAGGAACAAAUCACAAUUUUUGAAAGUAAAUUGUAUUUUUCCUAACUAUACAAACCUGAGGUCCUUUACAUAUAGGCCCACCUCAUGCCACCCCUCAAUCUGUUCCUGGGCCUAAAGCAAAGUGGAAUGUUUACAUCCAGUCUGGCGGGACUCCCGGCUAUCAGACAAGCAGGUACGUACUGUCUAACUAUCUUGUUAUGGAAUCUUAUGAACGAGUUCCAGCUGGCGCUGAAAGUAAUUCCUUAUGUAAGGGACCUCAGGUUUGUAUAGUUAGGAAAAAUACAGUUUACUUUCAAAAAUUGUAAUUUUUGUUAUAUUCAUAAGAUUAUUGGUUAAUAACCACUGGUUCUUAGAUACAACACUGAAUCACUUUACUAUUUUAAUGUCAUGUUGGUAUUUUUACAAUUUCAAAUGUUUUAGGCAACUGAUUGUCCAGUUGAGACCAAUUCAUUUGUCAGUGUUAUCAAUAAAUCUGUUGAGGGAACACUGAGAAAGAAGGAGAGUUCUAGCUUACUGUUUCUGAUCACAAGGACAAUUUUUUUUUUUUGACAUUAUGAAUUUAUUUUUGCUGACAGAACCCUGGUUUUGGUCUCAGUAGUAGUUUUGUGAAAGCAAUGUAAUUUAACUUUCCAGUGACUGACAUGUUUAUGCAAUUUGUGUCUGGUAUUUUGUUCAUAAACAGCAGGAAAAUCAGGUAGUAUUAUUUUUCCUUAAACAGACAUAUUUGGUUUUCAGAGAUAUUAAGAUAAAAUACAAUGGGCUUCAAAAGGUUUUGGUUCUUCAAAGAUGUCCAGGCCCAGCGUCAGUGGCGAUUCUAGGGGGGGGCAGCUGCCCUCCCAGAUUUUGGCCAUGCCCCUGGCUUGCCCCACCACUUUUUCAAUGAAGUAUAUAUAUAAAAUUAAUCAUUAUUGAAUAUAACAAUAGCCACUAACUAGUCACACAGCAUGAUUUGGUUAUACGUAUUGCUAAUACUCAUAUUAAGUGAAUCAGUAAAUAUACAGGAAAUGUCAAACUGAACCUUUUCAGAAUUGUCAUGACAUGCCCCAUGUAUAUCUGUUCAUUUCAUAUAGUUACUUCCUUUCUUUAUUUGGUUCAAAUGUGUAUUAUAUUUAUACAUAUUAUCCAUUCUUCAAGGUUUGCGUAUUGUUUGGAAGUGUAUAUAGUUUUGAAUGUUAAAUUUUCAUAUAUCAUGCAAGUCAGGUUAAAUAUCAGAUGGAUGCUUUACAGUUGUUUUGCUUAGGAAUCAAACAAAAUUCUAUAUGAACCUUUACCUUUAGUGAAAUUCAUUCCUCCAUGAGUUUCAAAAUAUUUCCAAAAUUGUAAUUAUUUUUAGUCACCUUUCCUAUGAUGCCCACCCAACAAUUAUCUUUGCCCAAGAGUUGGCCCCCCACUUUUUGAGGGGUAGAAUUGCCACUGCCCAGCGUCCUGCCACGAAAUAUAGGUUCAUAGAAAGGGACUUAAGACAGUGACUAGGACCCACAAAAAAGUGAAGUAUAUCUUAGGUUUUACACUGAGCUGAUUGAUUGACAGCUCUCCUAGGGCUGGCCCCGAAGGAUUAGAUUUGUUUACGUGACUAGGAACCAAUUGGUUUCUUAGCAACAGGACCUACAGCUCAUUGUGUGAUCCGAACGACAUUAUAUCAAGAAAUGAAUUUGUGGUAACCAGAAAUAAAUUCUGCUGAUCAGCCGCUGGAAGCUACCUCAGGCUACCAGAUUGAUAGUUGAAUACGUGACCCCCACUCAUCCAGUGAGGAACAGAAUAGAGCCCACAGGAUUG
Macrobrachium nipponense is the source of this 11803-nucleotide messenger RNA. RefSeq names its product protein shank-like. The transcript has 2 exons. The coding region runs from base 4632 to 5336 and encodes 234 amino acids. Lineage: Eukaryota; Metazoa; Arthropoda; Malacostraca; Decapoda; Palaemonidae. The record is from RefSeq and is a predicted model, not a curated record.